Oryza sativa Japonica Group (Japanese rice) is the source of this 3196-nucleotide messenger RNA. RefSeq lists its product as uncharacterized. Lineage: Eukaryota; Viridiplantae; Streptophyta; Magnoliopsida; Poales; Poaceae. The record is from RefSeq and is a predicted model, not a curated record.
GGCAGAGCUUUAGUUUCAACUUCAUUUCUCCUAGAGCUAAUUAAGUCUAGCUAAACAAAUUUAGUUUCACCUAAAUUGAAAAUGAAGGGGGAAUUGGAUUUAGCCUGUCCCAGAACAGACCCUUGUGUAGGGGAUUAACGUAGGGGAUCCGGAUCGCAAAGAGGCUAGUCAGUCAUUCAGUCCCGAUCACGGCGCCAUGUCUGUCGCUCAGUCCAAGGAGCGUGGUAACCCCGCGGCCCGCGGCGUCGAGGAGGACAUCCUCGUCCCACUCCUCGCCCGACUAGCAACCAUCAGGACCGUCCUCGACAACGCGCCGGCUCCAAGUCGCCGUCGUCUACCAGUGCAUGUGCGCGACGCCGAAGAGGAUGCUAGGGUCGAGGCCCGCGCGCUGCUGGAGAAGGUCCAAGGAGAGAUGUCCUACCUCCAGCGCGUCUUCCGCCGCAUUGACGAAGCCGAAAAUAGCAUCCUCUACGGCUUCGACCCUGUCGAGGAGCAGAUCGACGACGCGCUCCAGCAAGCGCAGGUUGGGCUUGACGUGGAGCAGGUACACGAGGCUCUCCUCGCCGUGGACGCCGACAUCGAGGUCAUCAAGGCCAGCAUCCGCGAGGUCUACAGGUUCCCCUGCGACGGCGACGAACGCCGUGGUCCCCCACCGCCGUCGACCGCGCCGGCCACGGGCGUGGUGAUGACGAGGAGGAUGGGGGAGAUCCGUCGCGGCCCGCAGAUGCGGCACCUCGGCCUCGCCAUCGGCGGCUUCGAGGCGCGGCUCCGCGGCUGCGUGCUCACCCUCGCCGCGUUCCCGGAGUGCGCCGUGAUCAAGAAGCGCCUCCUCAUCCACUGGUGGCUCGGCGAGGGCUUCGUCCGCUCCGCCGCCGAGGGGAAGAGCCGCUUCGACGAGCUCAUCGCCAAGGGCCUCAUCGUCCCGAUCCCGGGCCAUCUCUGCGCCACCGUCCACCGCUGCACGGUGCGGCCAUGGAUGCGCGACCUCCUCACCGGCGUGGCCAAACGCACCGCCUUCCUCGACCUCGACUCCGGCAACGACUUCACCCUCGCGCGCCGCGCGUGCCUGAACGCCGGCAGGAUGUCCUCGGGGUUCAGCGCCGAGGCGAGAGCCAUCUACAACAUCGACCAGAAAUACCUCGAGCUCGACGACGCCUGGUUCGCCGGGAAGAAGGAGCUGCGCGCGCUGCAGCUCGGCCAGUGGCGAGAGUUCGGCCCCCUCGAGCAGAUUGCCAACCCCAUGGACAGCCACAUCGAGCUCAGCGGCGUCGAACACCUCGCGGACAUGGAGAGCUGCAAGAAUCUCAGGUACAUCAGCUUCAGGGGAAUCUCAAGAAUCGAGUCCCUGCCCGAUUCGAUCGGCAGGCUGCGUGAGCUCACCGUGCUGGAUCUCCGGGCAUGCCAUAAUCUGGAGGAAUUGGGGCAAGGGAUCACAAGGCUGGAUCGAUUGGGGUAUCUCGACUUGUCUGAGUGCCACCUGCUCGUCGGAAUGCCUAAAGGGAUUGGCCGGCUCACACGGCUCGAGGUCCUCAAGGGAUUUGUGGUUGCAAAUCCAAGCAGAAGAGAGCCCUGCCAUCUCAAUGAGCUCACCAAGCUGAACAAGCUCAGGAAGCUUGGCAUUGUGAUUGGCACAAUGGCUGUUCCGACAGAUGAUGAGUUCAUGAAAUUGGGCGAGUUCAGGGCGCUCGAAUCGCUCAAGAUCAGAUGGGGUGUGCUGGCUUCUGAUAGCAAAGGGAAAAUUGAAGCAUCGUCGCAUCAAAAACCGAUCGACAAAAUGAAGUUUGCGCUUCCUCCAAAUCUGAAGAAGCUAGAUCUCCGAUGCUUCCCGCUGACGGAUUUCGCUCAGUGGGUUACACCGAAGGGUGUUAAGAAGCUGUACAUUAGGGGAGGAAAACUGAUGACACUUGGAGAUGAACAGGGCUGGGAGGCAGAGGUGCUUCGGCUGAGAUUUCUGAAUGAUCUCGAGUAUGAUCACGAUCGGCUUAAACGAUCAUUCAGGAAGCUCAAACCUGAAAAUACAGAGAUCCAUGCAUGUCCAAAGUUCAUCCGUGGACAAUGAUCCAGAUAUCCAGUGUACUGGUCGCCUCAGCUUGCAACAACCUGUACUGGUUGCUUUUUCUGAAGGAUAUAUGGGCUGGUUUUACUGCUUUCUAUUGAGUCUUUGAAAAAGAAAAGAAAGAGUUACCAUUCUAUUCUCCUUCACAAGCAACUUAGCUGGUUCUUGCCAUUGUACUGCCUUCCUGAAAGAUGUUGUGAUUGGUUGUUUCCAGAUAAGAACAAUAUCGGUCAUAUACUUUCUUAUAGCCCUGCUACAUUUUCAGGCUAUAAUGUUCAGGAACCCUUUUUACCCUUUUUUCUCCAUGUCUGAAGAAAUUCGCUGAAUCCUAUGGUCUGGCCUGUUGUAGAAGGGCUGAGACAAGAGUCAAGACAAGACAAAAAUGUGGUACCAAAAUACAAGUUGCUGCUCCCGUUUGUGGAGUCCGUCAGGCUAGGAGCAGGAGGCAUCGGAGGUGACUAUCAUGGCGAGCUCGCCGGACAAAGGGAAAGAGACAGCAGCCGCAGCCGUGGACGCGCCGUCAUCGUCCUCGGGAUCCUCGCCGGAGAAGAAGAAGAAGAACAGCAGCAACAACAACAACAGGGGAGAAGCGACGGCGGCGGCGGUGGCCGGAGACGAGGGGAGGAAGAAGAUGGUGAGGAUGUCGCCGCCGCAGAUCAACCUGCUCAUGUCGUUCGACCCGCCGCCGCUGGAGCACGUGAGGGGCCUCACCAAGGAGGAGGAGGGGAUCGACGCGCUGGCGGCGGAGUGGGAGAGGGGGAUCCGCGCGGUGACGGAGGCUGUGAGGACGCAGUACGAGCAGGGAGGGUACGUCGAGUACGAGGCCGGCGCCGACCUGCUUGCGUGUCCUGGCCGCAGUAAGAAGAAGCCACAGGGAGGAGGAGAAGGAGCAAAUUCAACAGAGCUCAGUGUAUUUUACUUUGGGUCAUAUUUUAUUACCAAUGUAUAAUUUUAGAUUAGAUCAUCCUUCAUCCAAUGUUUUCACGUUGGAUCGGUAUUUUUAUCUUUGUUGCUCGCGUGUCCUGGCCACAGCAAGAAGAAGCCACAGGGAGGAGAAGGAGCAAAUUAUAAUUGUUUUUUUAAAGUACAUUUCGCUUUGAGUCAUAUUUUAUUACCAAUGUUUUAUUUUAGAUUAGAUCA